Messenger RNA from Gymnodraco acuticeps, 3446 nucleotides. RefSeq names its product SH3 domain containing 19 (gene sh3d19). NCBI's taxonomy places the organism in Eukaryota, Metazoa, Chordata, Actinopteri, Perciformes, Bathydraconidae. The record is from RefSeq and is a predicted model, not a curated record. Gene Ontology annotation, molecular function: protein binding.
CGCAUGAGUGUGCGUGGGGGUCCUGGCGGUGAGCGGCACCACCUCCACCCACUGCGGGCAGAGAGCUGCUGUGGGCAGGACACCGACACCUCCAGUGGUCAGGACACUGACACAUACACCGACCGUGGGGACGAACACCGCCACAUUAUAAUAAAGUAGUCCUGGAAAGUAGCUCUUGUUUUAUACCGACCUUUAUCGAUGGCUGAAGUCCGGGGUGAGGCAGAGGGCGACGUCCGGAGCCAGGCAACAGAUCAUCCUGAAAGAACCAAACCAGAUCAUUUACAUUCAAGCCAAGGGCCUCUGUCUUCUAUACGAGCUGCUAUCAAACGAACAAGAACCACCUCUCAGAGUGAUCCCACCAGAGAAAGAAGGCGCCCAGAGAUCACCAUCGUCUCAGCAGAACCUCUGGCCAGUAACGACUGGUUCUCAGGAACAUCUGGACUCUUCCCUCGUCCUCCUCAGUCCGGCUGGUCCCCCGGCCUGCAGGCGGCCCCCCAGCCCCCACCGUCCUAUGACCAGGUGAUUCAAGAGAAGACGCAGGAGGAGCACAUUUUCAAGCCCACUGCAGCCCCCCGCCGGACCACCUGCACCUCCUCAAGUGCCACGCAGACUGAACCUGUGAGGAAAGAGACCUCCAGUGCUGCUGCAAAGUCAGCAGGGAAAAGAUCCACAGGUAAAAAGCCACAAAAGCCACCAAGGCCAUCACUACCGAAACCAGUGGGCAGAGAAUCACUCCCUGAAAGUGUUACACCCGCCGAUGAGAAGACUGGAAUCAAUACUGCAGUAUCAACAAUCACUGAGGACCAAAGUGAGUCAGAUGUAAAGCAGCCAAACGAGGCUCACACCUGCAGCAGAUCAGUCACUGUUCACUGGGAUAAUCCUACAACACAUCUCUCUGCCAAUGCUGGAACUGCUUCACAUUCAGACUCAGAACUCACAAAACGCCCCGUUCCACUUCCUCGUACAAAACCCAGAAAUCAGGAGGUCAAAGUUCAGACUUUGGUCAAGAUCAGUGAACAUUGUGACAACAUUUACUCUGAUGCAGAAGUGGUCUCUUCUAAUAAGUAUCUAAAGGAGUUAUUGGAGGUCUUUGCGGAGUGUGAGGAGAGCUGUGACAUUGAUAACCAAUCAGACGAGGAGAUACAAGGUGAGGAUGCUGGUAGCGAGAUGAACAACAACCACAGUCAACGCAAUAUCCGUGCCAGGAUCCAGGCCUUUGAGACCCCUUCAGAGGAGGGAAAUGAACCAGCCAAAUUAUCACCUCUACGGAGGGCGAGCACCAAACCUCCAGUUGCUGCUAAACCUUCUGUGACUCUCAAACCUCAGUUGAGCCACAGUGAGCCACUAGUCAAUGACUAUCAAAACCUAUCAACUAUCCCCCAAAUCCCAACACCAUCCCCCAGACCUCAGCCCCCUAAGAAACCAGCAGAUCUAGCUUUAAAAGAGGAACUAGAGACUUUACUCAGCAAGUCCGCCUUGAAAAGUUCACGUCCGUCUGUGUUGACCAGAGCCAACAGCUUCUUUGAAGAGGACUCUCCAAAAGUUCCCCCGACUCCUCCAGUAAAGCCUUUUAAGGAGCCUCUGAAACCCAAUCUUAACAUCAACAACCACAACUCUGCCGACCUGGUCACAGAGAACGUGUAUAUUGACACCCCAACAAAUCGCCCAGUCAAGCCUCAAAGUACUGUGGACAGCAAUGGAGGCUCUUUUGCCAAACCAAGUGUCACACGGAGACCAACCACCAUCAGGGUCCCCAGCAAAACGGGUUCAUUGUCGGAUAACUUUCAGGACAGUCCUCCUCCUCUUCCUGCUCAGAAGCCCGUAGGCUCUCUAAACACCUCAGUGAACCACAGACAAAGCCAGCCCCCCCUACUACGCCAGGGGUCUUUACAUGUUGGGCCAGAUCCAUCACUACCACCUCGGAGGCUGACUUCAAGCAAAACCCUCCCAACUCGCCCACCUCCAGCCAAAUUAGGCCCAGGGAGACCUCCCCCUCCCAGCCUUCAGGCCACAGGUCGAUCCCAUUCAGCAUCAUUGGAGGCUUCACCUAAACCCCAGGCCCAGACGCCCCAGAGGAAGGGACCUGUAUUACCUCCAAGGCCCAACCCAGGCCACCGUCUAUACAACAAAUACACACUUGAACUUCCUCAUGGUGUUGCUGAUACUGACUUCAAUGGGAGUAAUACAGGAGAACUCUCAUUUCAGAAACAUGAAGUGCUUCUGCUGCUGGAGGAGAUUGAUCACAAUAUGUUUGAGUGCCAAGUUGGAGGAACUAAAGGCAGAGUGCACAAGUCUUGCAUGAAGGUCAUAACUCCUCUUUCCUCUGUCUCACACACAUCCCAACCACAGGCUGCCAGUCCAGCUGGUCCAGGUGGAGCUGGUUAUGAGCUUAAAGUGCAGGCCAAACAUGACUUCACUCCAGAGGGUCCAGGAGAGCUAGGUCUGAGAUCCGGAGAUGUUGUGACCAACGUGGAGAUGGUGGACAAUGAUUGGUACAGAGGCACUUGUAGGGGAUCUACUGGUUUCUUUCCAGCCAAUUAUGUAAAUAUACUGUCAAAUUCACCAAAACCCCAACCAGAACGGAAAGCACGGCAACCAUCUGCAACAGUCAGUGGUCCAAGAUGUGUGGCGAGGUUCGACUUUGAGGGGGAGAGUGGCCAAGAGCUGUCGUUCUCUGAGGGGGAUGUGAUCCAGCUGAAGGCGUACCUUGGAGAGGACUGGGCUCGGGGACAGAUUGGCAUCACGACUGGUGUCUUCCCUCUGAACUUUGUAGAGGUCGUUGAAGAUCUGCCUCCACCCCCGAGUCAGCAGAAGAGACAGUCUAUCAGGAUAGCACUGCCUGGCAUGGCUGCUUCUCCGAGUAAGCACCUUGACGUUGCCAAACCUGCUCAGGUGUCUCAGCCUGGUGAGGAGUGGGUCGUGGCUCUGUACGACUUUGACGGGAAGACAGAGGGAGAACUGUCGUUUCAGCUGGGCGACAGCAUCCUGAUCAGUUCGCACGUUGACGCUGAGUGGAGCUGCGGUCGGAUCAACGGCAGAGAGGGAAUGUUCCCCAGGGCUUUUGUUGAGAGCAGCUCAGGCCCACAGUCGUCUAAUAACCAGCAGAGUGGGGCUAGUAGAGCCAGAGCUCUCUUUAACUUCACAUCAGACUGUGAUGAGGAACUCUCUCUGCAGGCUGGGGAUAUUAUAACUGGUCUGGAGUCUGUUGAUGACGAAUGGUUCCUGGGUGACUUGAGAGGAAAACGGGCCCUGGCCCCUAAAAACUAUUUGCAAGUUCUGGGAUAGUGCCAUGUGGAGACACUGUAAUGAGAUCUGAACACUGAUGUUCCCAGCUGCUGAAGUCUGAACUGUCCAACUGAAAUGCCGUAUUUAAUCUCUUGCCUAGGCUUAAAAUUAAGUGUUAACUAAAUAAUUUUAUCAUGUUAUAAAUAAAUAUACCAAGUUAA